Molecule: messenger RNA, 660 nt
Organism: Kockovaella imperatae
Lineage: Eukaryota; Fungi; Basidiomycota; Tremellomycetes; Tremellales; Cuniculitremaceae
Exons: 1
Coding region: 1-660 (219 amino acids)
Source: RefSeq, a predicted model, not a curated record
AUGUUAUGGGACGUGACUUCUUCCAAACCGUCCUGCGAGACGCCAGACACCGACGACGAUGACCUAUCCUUCCUAGAGAGUGACAAGGAACCCAGCAUCAAUGACUUGAUUACUUCAUUAUUCCCUGGAUCGUCCAAUUCACAACCCCCUCCAUCAUACGACCAAGCUCCUCUGGACGACUUCCUCUUGCAAGAUUCAUCGGUUCCAUCGGUUCAAUCUCAAUCAGCGCCCACCCCGACUCGACCAUGGUCCUCCGCUUUCAAAGAGAAGAUUGGAGGUCUCGUCGUCAAUCAUCCCCUUCUUUCAGCAGGUUCAGCAUGGUUAGCGAUCGACGCGGCCAGUCAUGUGCUGGGACCUAUCAAGCAGGCCUUAUAUGACAGAAUAAUUAGCGAGUCGGUCAGCCGAAUUGCAGGAUCACACUCGUCCUCCGCUUCUGGGGGUCAGCCUCCCUCUGCGCCUUCCGCGAACGGUCAGACACCGCAGAUCAUCACUGGCCCAGACUCCUUGGCUCAGCUUUACAAAAUCUCUCAGCCAAAGAGCAUAGAGGAUAAAGACUCCAUUCCGACGCCGACCAGGACACUGCCACCCUCUUCUUCGUUCGGUAGUGGAUCCAGUCCACCGUCAUUCCUGAGUCAGCUUCUACCUAAACGUGUAUUCUGA